AUGGCAAUCACUAGAGCAUGCAAGCCAGCAGAUCUAGGAUAUUGCUCAAGGUCCCUGGGAGGAUCCGAACUGAUUAUGCUCCUAGGUCCCUUGCUGUAUAACUCAGCGAAUGCUCCUCGGAAUCCGUCUUUCGUGGCGGAGGCGCGGGGCCAGGAUGGUGGCUUAGGAACCCACAAAACGCAAGACUGCCUGGUUUGA
Messenger RNA from Penicillium cataractarum, 198 nucleotides. RefSeq lists its product as uncharacterized. The transcript is spliced from 4 exons. The coding region runs from base 1 to 198 and encodes 65 amino acids. Lineage: Eukaryota; Fungi; Ascomycota; Eurotiomycetes; Eurotiales; Aspergillaceae. The record is from RefSeq and is a predicted model, not a curated record.